GUCCGGCUCACUUAACACUGCUCUGUAAAACCACAGCCAUGCCCGUCUCUCCUCUUUGCGCCAAGCCCUUUGUUUAGAGAGAGACACUGUCACAGUUUCUCGCUUACGUAACCUCCCCACUGCUAGAUUCGAUUUACAUUCCAUUUGAGUGUAAUUUCACGUAAAUUUAAUUUUCUCGGAAAAUCUCAAGAGGGCUAGGUGGCGUCGAAUCUUUACGUUUCUCACCUGUGUUACAUACCGCCAUAUACAUACAUAGAUACAUGAGACUCCCAUUGUCAUAUGUUACAGUUUGUCUAACAAUGGUUUCUAACUGAUUCUUUGUUUUCUAGGGUUUAGUUUUAUUUUUCUUUUUGUGUUUAUUUUGGCACGCACAGAUAUUGGUGAAUUUGUGGUAGAUUCUUUGAUAGGGUUGAGGUUAGAUAGAGAUUUUUUUUUAUUUUAGAGUGAAUGGAUAAGAAGAGGGUGGCGGUUCCGCUAGUAUGCCACGGUCAUUCGAGGCCGGUUGUGGAUUUGUGCUACAGUCCAGUUACUCCAGAUGGGUUCUUCCUCAUCAGUGCCAGCAAGGAUUCCAGCCCCAUGCUUAGAAAUGGAGAGACUGGAGAUUGGGUUGGCACUUUUGAAGGUCACAAAGGUGCAGUCUGGAGUUGCUGCUUGGAUACAAAUGCUUUACGUGCUGCAUCUGGUUCAGCAGACUUCACUGCUAAAAUAUGGGAUGCAAUAACAGGGGAAGAGCUACACUCAUUUGAGCACAGACACAUUGUUCGAGCCUGUGCCUUUUCAGAGGAUACACACUUUCUACUGACUGGUGGAGUUGAAAAAGUUCUUCGAAUUUAUGAUCUGAAUCGCCCUGAUGCAUCUCCUAGAGAAGUGGAUAAGACUCCGGGCUCAGUGCGAACUGUUGCAUGGCUCCACAGUGACCAGACAAUAUUAAGUUCUUGUACUGAUAUGGGAGGUGUCAGAUUAUGGGAUGUAAGAACUGGUGAUGUUGUACGUUCUCUUGAAACCAAAUCACCUGUGACUAGUGCUGAAGUGAGUCAAGAUGGCCGUUACAUCACUACUGCUGAUGGGUUUACAGUCAAGUUUUGGGAUGCAAAUCACUUCGGAUUGGUGAAAAGCUACAACAUGCCAUGCACUGUAGAAUCUGCUUCUCUAGAACCAAAAUUUGGGUUCAAGUUUAUUGCUGGUGGAGAAGAUAUGUGGAUACGUGUUUUUGAUUUCCAUACUGGUGAAGAGAUUGCAUGCAACAAGGGUCACCACGGUCCAGUCCACUGUGUUCGCUUCUCACCUGGAGGGGAAUCAUAUGCAUCAGGAUCUGAGGACGGAACCAUUAGAAUAUGGCAGACAGGGCAACAAACCCUAGAUGAUGUUGAGACUGUUUCGGCAAAUGGGUUGACCGGAAAGGUCAAUGUCACUGCAGAUGAUGUUUCGCGCAAGAUUGAGGGGUUCCACAUUGCUGAUGAGGGAAGGACUGGGCAGAAAGAAGAGGUGGCAAAUGCAUGAGAUGGCUUAAAAUUUUAUUCGAUCUUUUCGCUUGCCAUAUUUCCCGGCUUUUUUUGUUUUUCAAUUUGUCGAGCCUUAUUGUAUGCCCUCUUUAUGUACAAGUUCUUUAUUCCCCUUGCUAUGGACUGGUGCAACCUUAUUUUGUUUUUUUCCUUCUUUGGGGUUACGACUUAUUAACUUCCGAGACUGGUGCACUAUUCUAUAGCUUUUAUGUAAUCUCCAGUUUAGGGUUGAGUAUAAUUUCCUUUUUAAGGACA
Molecule: messenger RNA, 1757 nt
Organism: Rhododendron vialii
Lineage: Eukaryota; Viridiplantae; Streptophyta; Magnoliopsida; Ericales; Ericaceae
Exons: 7
Coding region: 448-1500 (350 amino acids)
Biological process (GO): spliceosomal snRNP assembly
Cellular component (GO): SMN complex
Molecular function (GO): protein binding; RNA binding
Source: RefSeq, a predicted model, not a curated record